This is a messenger RNA of Porites lobata, 4052 nucleotides long. NCBI's taxonomy places the organism in Eukaryota, Metazoa, Cnidaria, Anthozoa, Scleractinia, Poritidae. The record is from the annotation of a GenBank genome assembly.
AUGGAAGAAACAAGGAAAGAAGAGGAGAUGCGGGGAAAUACUCAGAAACAUUGGAACGAAGCUCCAAAUUUCGACACGAGAGACGAGAGAUCAGCUUUCGGUCCACUCCAACCUUCACCAGGCUUUUUCCAGCAGCAAAAUCACGCUUUGUGCUCUCAAUUGCCUUCAGUUGGUUUGCAGAAUUCCAAUGCAUUGUCUCAGAUGUCAGUAUUUCCUUCUCGAUUUUACUAUCCGUGCUAUACUCCUUCUCCGUAUCCCAGACCAAUGUUUGAUCCGUGUACGUCAUAUCCCGCAUUAUACCAAAGUGAAGGUAAUAAUUACUCGUUAGUCACCUAGCUACCAGUAAUUGCUUCAACAAUGACAAAGUCAAUUUUCAACAUUUUUGUUAGCUUGCGUAGCAGGCGUAGAAAAGGGGUAGGGGAUAGGGAGGAAGGGGAAAAGGGGAGGGGGGUUGGCGCCUGCAACGCAGGCUACAUUUUUGUCUUAAUUCUUCGCGGACAAUACUACUCAAAGCCUUAGAAUAUUUUAGAUGGACUCUUUAGCAAAUACUUUAUGAGAUAGCUGACAAACAAUAGUUUCAACGCCAAGAGACACCUGAACUUUUUAAGUAGUUCAUCCACUACAAAAGUAUUUAAUUUUCCUUAUUUAGAAUUUCGUCCUAAAGAAAAACGCCGUCGCUGUAGAACAGUCUUUACACAGGAGCAGCUCUAUCUACUUGAACAGGGUUUCUUGCAACAAAAAUACCCUGACGGCAAGUUUCGACAAGAGAUGGCCGUGAAAACUGGACUCGCCGAGGACAGAGUACAAGUUUGGUUCCAAAACAGGCGUGCGAAGGAAAAGCGGCUUUUGGAGGAGAAACUCUUCCGUGAAAAUCAACCAGAGAACAUAACUAGGCUGGAAAAUAACAUGUGCGACUCUGUGGCGAGUGCUGUGGACGAGAGCGGACAAAUGCUAAGUAAUAGUCACCAAUCUCUGCAGGAAGAACACAUAAGAAAACUUGAUAAUUUGGUAACAACAGAAGUGGAAGACAGUGGUUUGGCAAACAGUGCUCUAGGUAUGUUCAUUGAACUCAUUACAGUAAGAUAUGUUUCAAGAUCUUCUACGGCAGUUCAGUUUUUUAUUCGGCUCUGUACCUACAACGAGCGACAAUAACCGUAGACAGUAUCUCUUUUGACCCACAUUUUCUCCUGAUAGUGUUUUUCCGUUUCAUCUGCUCGGUCUCCAUUGUUCUCACGCCCCUUCCCACAGUGCCAGCCCCUCUUUUAGACUCACUGCACGUCAGAGAGCUGUUAGAAUGUAUUUUUCUUUUGUGGUUUAAUGAGAUACAAAAACAAUGAAAACCGCCAUGGUUAACCGCGUAAGGGGUUUGCGGUGAUGCGGUUUUGCAGAUCCAGGUGGGUUUUCGGUAAUUUUAUUUUGUGACGUCAUCGGUUUUAACGGUUUGCGGGACAACUUUUCGCGGUUUUCGAAAAACGUAUGCAGACUUUUAGAAGAGAUCCGGUUGUUUUCAAACCAUCCCAGAAUGAGCACAAUUCAGUCAAGGACACCGGAGAAAGAAGAAAAAACCACGUGACAAGGACCUGAAAUUCCAUCCAUGAAAAUCUUGUACACCAUUACCCACUUUUGAUUUGCGCUUUCACCUAAUCCUAAGAUCCUGAAAGCGAAAAGUAAUUAAUUGCCUAAAAAACUUCUUCCCAGAAAAAGGAAGGGAAGAAUUACAGAAAAAUGCCAAGCAAGAGAAAAAAAAAAUGAGGCAAGAAAAGUUUGGAAAAAAAACUUAGUUUUAAUGUAAUGAAAAAGCUCCCAAAAAACGUCUACGCAUUCGAAAAAGUAAAAAGUCAAGACUGCUGUGUCACUUUUAAACCCAAAAACUAUGUCCAAAGGGCUUUUCCUUUGGGACCCUUUUAGGUUUUGAACAUUGCCCGAACUGGCUUGUUAAGCUGAUAUUUUGCAUCUGGAUCAAAAGGGGCCGCCAAAUGUAACGACCUUUAAACAGGUUUAAUUUAUGGAAAAGUUUUAGCUCGUUUUAUCGGAAAAGCACGACAGUGACCAGAAAACCACUCGACUAGCUUCAAAACGCGUUUUUCGGCAAAAUCUCCAGGAGCGAAUGGGUUAAUGAGAUACAAAAACAAUGAAAACUACGAUGUCUACAUGGUGAGCGUUCGAAAGAAAAUGACUGCACGGGGAAGAAUUGGAACUGUUAGCGCCCCGGCACGCCUAGCCUGUUCCAGGCUCCGAGAUAGUCUGGUCAGCAGUGAUUGAGAAAACGGGAACACACCCCGCCCACCUUUUCGCGUACCUUUUCCUUUCGCGUGUUCCCCACUAUGUGAGAACCUGGAACAGACUAUGGCAUAGCCUACGAACAGCAGACGUAUUUCCGGUCGUCGUUUCUCUUCCUCCGAAAAAUAACGUCUGCAAACCCGAGCGCCAAAACGAUUUCCGUGACGUAAAACCUUCAAUGUGCAGCCAGAUGUGAGAAUGCCUUUCAUCUCAAUAGUUAACAUUGAACGUAUAUUUUGAAAGGUCAUAGCAUAAAGUAUAGAAACCUGGUUUCAAGCCAGCUGGUUUUCUUUAAAUUCCAAAAUGUCAGUCAUCAGUUAUUUUGAAAGAGAGAAAAAGCAGUUUGAUUUAGUUUUACCAUGGUUUUUGAGAGAAAGUUCCUUCAAACGUUUAAGAAUUUGUACGUUUUAUAAGAAUGUGUACUUUACAAUUGUUUGAUCUGUCUCAAAGUAAACUAUGGGGGAUACUGAAUGGGUAAUAUAGAAGGCUACCCGCUAAGAAAAAUUGAUUUUUCGGAGGGAGAAAAACGUCUGCUGUUUGCAGGCUUGCUAUUGCACGCCCCUGCAAAAUUGUCAUUUGGAACGUCUUCUUCUGUACAAACGAUUACAGUCAAACCAGGUCAAGCGUUCCCGUCGCUAACAAACUAAUGAAUUCAUUAAUGGAAAAAUGAUUUCGUUUGUUGAUUCAAUAAUCCAUUCAUAAAAUGAAUAAUCCAACAGUCAAAUUGGACCUCGAUUCAAUAAUGAAAUAUUGAUUUGGUUUAUGAACAAAAUCUACCUGUUCUUUAUUCUCGUCUGUUGUGUUCAAUCGAAUUUGCUUCCCUUUUCCUGCCGUUUACGAUUGGGUUUUUCAUUUCCUUUAAUCAAAAUAACUGCUAGAAUAGACAGACCGCAAACGCAAAGAAACUGACAAAGGCCGAGGAUCGAAAUCCACCAAUCACCGCUAAUACACUGACCUCAGUUUGACCAUCGUGUUUUCUAAGAGGUCAGGUCUGGUGCACUGAUUACUGGCAGCAAAAUGGCGUACAUGUAACAGUUUGUUUGGGUUUGAACUUCAGAACUAGCCCGCACUCAACUGAGGUCGACUUGUGGAAAGUGUAGUUUUUAAAAAAACAGUAAUCGAAUCAACAUUCGAUUAUGGAAUCGUGGCUAAAUGUGAAUGUUGGAUUGUUCAUUUUAUGAAUGGAUUAUUGAAUCAACCAACGAAAUCAUUUUUCCGUUCAUGAAUUCAUUAGUUCGUUAGCGACGGGAACGCUUGACCUGGUUUGACUGUAAAUAAACUUGAUUAUUUGAAACUUUAUUUCGUUUGGUUUUAAAGGUGAACUUACAGCACAGAGACUAAGUGAAGGAAACACAGACCUUCCAGAUAUUAACAUCUCUGCGUACCUGACACCAGGUCCCCUACCCGGACCCAACGUUGCGAGAGUAGAAUCGGAUGGUUCGACGAGCAAUCCCGAGGUUGAGCCGAGUGAACAGCGAGUCUUUCUCUCUUUGGAGGCGCCAAUCAGCGCUUCAUUGGAAAGCCUUCCUCGGCAAUUGUUCCUAAACACUGUUUCGACGUUUUGCCAAAACAGCAUUGAUGAAGAAAAAACUGUUUAUCAAGGUAAUUCUACAGGUCUAAUGGAUGUGUUCUUCUCUGAGGCGAUUCACACUGAAGGUGAAGAAACCGUUGUCUCCCAGGACAUCGAGCAGGCAGAAUCCACAAGCGAAACCGGCAUAUCCUCCGCUGAGAAUAAUUCUCCCGAAAUUAAAUACGUUAAUCUUUGUGUGUAG